Messenger RNA from Propithecus coquereli (Coquerel's sifaka), 1006 nucleotides. RefSeq names its product ubiquitin-like domain-containing CTD phosphatase 1. Gene Ontology annotation, cellular component: nucleus. The coding region runs from base 50 to 1006 and encodes 318 amino acids. The transcript has a single exon. Gene Ontology annotation, molecular function: protein serine/threonine phosphatase activity; protein binding. Gene Ontology annotation, biological process: protein dephosphorylation. NCBI's taxonomy places the organism in Eukaryota, Metazoa, Chordata, Mammalia, Primates, Indriidae. The record is from RefSeq and is a predicted model, not a curated record.
UCCAGGUAUUUUUUUCUGAAGGAAAGCUGCUUCCUCUUAUGCUUCAAGAAUGGCUCUCCCUAUCGUCGUAAAAUGGGGGGGACAGGAAUAUUCAGUGACCACACUUUCAGAAGAUGAUACUAUGCUAGAUCUCAAACGGUUUCUUAAGACCCUUACGGGAAUGCUGCCAGAACGCCAGAAGUUACUUGGACUCAAAGUUAAAGGCAAACCUGCAGAAAAUGAUGUUAAGCUUGGAGCUCUCAAACUGAAACCAAAUACUAAAAUCAUGAUGAUGGGAACUCGUGAGGAGAGCUUGGAAGAUGUCUUAGGUCCACCCCCUGACAAUGAUGAUGUUGUCAACGACUUUGAUAUUGAAGAUGAAGUAGUUGAAGUAGAAAAUAGGGAAGAAAACCUACUGAAAAUUUCCCGCAGAGUAAAAGAGUGCAAAGUGGAAAUUUUGAAUCCUCCCAGGGAAGGGAAAAAGCUUUUGGUACUAGAUGUUGAUUAUACAUUAUUUGACCGUAGGUCUUGUGCAGAGACUGGAGUAGAAUUAAUGCGGCCAUAUCUUCGUGAAUUCCUAACAUCUGCAUAUGAAGAUUAUGACAUUGUUAUUUGGUCUGCAACAAAUAUGAAGUGGAUUGAAGCUAAAAUGAAAGAGCUGGGAGUGAGCACAAAUGCAAAUUAUAAGAUUACCUUCAUGUUGGACAGUACUGCUAUGAUAACAGUGCAUACUCCAAGGAGAGGAUUAAUAGAUGUAAAGCCUCUUGGUGUUAUAUGGGGAAAGUUUUUGGAGUUUUACAGCAAAAAAAACACCAUUGUGUUUGAUGAUAUAGGAAGAAAUUUUCUAAUGAACCCGCAGAAUGGACUAAAGAUAAGACCUUUUAUGAAAGCACACUUAAAUCGAGAUAAAGACAAAGAACUUUUAAAAUUAACUCAGUACCUCAAGGAAAUAGCAAAAUUAGAUGACUUUUUGGAGCUAAAUCACAAAUAUUGGGAAAGGUGUCUCUCAAAGAAGCAAGGACAGUAG